AUGUCUACACCCUCCCCAUCUCCUUCACCGCCACCACCACACUCACCACCCACAAACCCCACACCCCUCUCUUCCAAGAAAACCCAACCUCUCCCCUGGAUCCACCAAGAAACUAUCCAGUUAAUCCAAGCCUACCAAGAAAAAUGGUACUCCUUAAAACGCGGUCAGCUCAAGGCUAGCCAGUGGGAAGAAGUAGCCGUAACUGUCGCCGCCCGCUGCGGCUAUGAUUACAACCACCCUUCGAAAUCCGCCAUCCAAUGCCGCCACAAGAUGGAGAAGCUCCGUAGAAGGUACCGCGAUGAGAAGCGGCUCAUCUCUCUUGGCGGCACUUGUUACUGGCAGUACUUUGAUCUCAUGGACUCCUUGGAACGUGGGCCUUUGCCAAUUUCUGCGCAGCCGCUGGCUCUAGUGCCCGCGCCCUUGCCCUGUCAAGAAAAUUAUAAUACUAGGAACAGAAACAGAAAUCAUGGUAUUCUUGGCGAAUACACGAAUGAUAAUGAUGAAGAGGAAGAUGAAGAGGAGGAUGAUUAUGGUUAUAGAAGCAAAUUAAGGAGCAGGAGCAUUAACUACAUACUUCGAAAGCCAACUAUUGUUAACAGGUAUGCGGGUGGUGAUUCAUCGGGUUCGGGGUUUUUGCGUGAGGCGGCAAAGAAGAGAAAGAGAAUUGUGGAAGAGGAGGAGGGAGAAGAGGUGGAAUUGGGGUUGGCAGGGCAAAUAAAGGGGUUUGCGGAGAGAAUGGUAAAGUUGGAGAGGAAGAAGAUGGAGAUGAUGAAAGAGACAGAGAGGUGGAGAAUGGAGAUGGAGAACAAGAGGCUUGAGAUGAUUUUAGAUUCUCAUAAGAAGAUUGUUGAUAUGAUUGACCAAGCUUUUGGUCUCUGA
Dovyalis caffra is the source of this 879-nucleotide messenger RNA. The record is from the annotation of a GenBank genome assembly. NCBI's taxonomy places the organism in Eukaryota, Viridiplantae, Streptophyta, Magnoliopsida, Malpighiales, Salicaceae.